Molecule: messenger RNA, 1319 nt
Organism: Centruroides sculpturatus (bark scorpion)
Lineage: Eukaryota; Metazoa; Arthropoda; Arachnida; Scorpiones; Buthidae
Product: zinc finger MYND domain-containing protein 12-like
Exons: 8
Coding region: 223-1140 (305 amino acids)
Molecular function (GO): protein binding
Source: RefSeq, a predicted model, not a curated record
CUGUGUUGUACAGAAUGUAAAACUGCUUUUUAUUGCUCUUAGUAUUUGAAGCUCUUAGGCCAUAAAGAAAUCAGAAAAUUUUCUAAUUUUUCAAAUAAAAACGAGUUUAGAAAAGAACAAAGGACAAUCUUAAAUUCAAAAUGCUAUUCUUCAUCAGAACAUCAGCAAAACGAUUGGGUAAGCUUACAUAAGGACAUCUGUAAUAAACUUUUAAACCUUCAAAUGAAAGCAAGUUCAACCGUAAAAGGAAGUCGUCAAAUUCGACAAGAGAUUGAAAAAUUAAAGAAAGAGAUUUAUGUCAUUGCUACGCUGAAAAUGGAAGAAUAUUUCAUGGAAGGAAAGUACCAUCUCAGUUUGCCUGCAUUAUCACAGUGUUUACAAUGGUGCCCGGAAUUGUUCGGAGAUAACUCUAAAGAAUUCAUCAUUCCUUAUUCUAUUCUUGCUGAAAUAUGCCUGGACUGUAAGGAUCUUCAACAAGCCACUCAUGCAAUUUCGUUCGCCGAAUGGAUAGAUAAAAAAACUAAACACAAAUCUGAUAACAAGAUUUUGGCUACAUUGAAUAGAGCCAGGGGACGUUUAAGUUUAGCCGAAAAUAAGCUGAAAAAUGCAAUAUAUUUCUUCUCGGAAAAUAUUGUCUACGCUGUUGAAUUGUUGGGUAUGAAUCACGUUGGUACUGCUUGUAGUUAUUAUUAUUUAGGAGAAGCUUUAUAUAGAAAUGGCGAUAAACAAGGAUCGUUUUCUGCUUUACAAAAGAUGGCUACAUUAUGGGAAGAGUGCCUCAUGGAUGGAGUUUCAGUGUCGUGGGUAGAAGAAUUGAAGAAUAAGUCAAGCGUUGAUCCUCCUCAAAUCGCUGCAGAUCAUUGCCAAAUUGUGGAAGGUUUUAGAAUGACGUUAAUGUUGGCAGAAUGGUGCUAUGAAUUGAGUGGAGAUAACAAUUCAUCUGUUUUUCUUAAACUCAUGUUCUCUUCCUUCCAUUCAGCUGGAAUGUUUUACCUGCUUGAGCACGAUUUAAACAAAGGAAAAGACUGCUUUUACCAAGCCAAUUUAGCAGGAAUUCAAUGUUACCGUGAUAGCAUUAUUGAUCCGAUUGACAAGGAACUGAAACACGUGACAGAUAUAUUUGCUAUCUUAAAUAAAUAGCAUAUGAAUGUAAAUAUCCUAUUUACGAAUAUAAAAAUUAAUACAAAAAUAUUGUUUUAUGAAUUCGAAUUACUUAAUGUUAUUGUAUUUACUAAAUAUUGUAUAAUGUAUUAUAUGUACGAUAUAUACUGUAAUUUUCUAAAUUUACUGAUCAAAUUUCCGAAUAAAUAUAUUUACUU